Jatropha curcas is the source of this 966-nucleotide messenger RNA. It is a transcript of the gene CP12-3, whose product is annotated as CP12 domain-containing protein 3. Lineage: Eukaryota; Viridiplantae; Streptophyta; Magnoliopsida; Malpighiales; Euphorbiaceae. Gene Ontology annotation, biological process: negative regulation of reductive pentose-phosphate cycle. Gene Ontology annotation, cellular component: chloroplast. The record is from RefSeq and is a predicted model, not a curated record.
CUUUCUCCAAAGUAGGCUGUUGAUGUGGAUGUAUUUGGAUAAUGUUUUUCUACUUCCUAUCGUUGAAAGGUAUGGAUGUCACACUCACAAAACAAUUGCCGUCAAUUGCCGUCAUUUUACGGCAUGAAAUCCAGGCCGUUGAAACCACUAUGAGGCCAACCAACCAAUCUAAUAAAACUCUAAAAUUACGUUUAUAUCCUAGAGCUGGUAUUGGUGAACAAAAUCCAGAAGAGUCUUAUUUUCCACUUACAUCCAUCUCCAUUAAAGAGUCUGCUGAUCAAUCGACGUUAACAGAAGAAAAUGGCAUCCCAUGCUUUCGCAACAGCUGUAAGUGCUCCAACGAGAGAAACGUUGAUCUUUUCUUCGUCUUUCUCGCGACGAUCCGACGGUUUCUGCAACCUUUUCCCCAAUUCGUUAGCCUUAAAAGGAAGUAGAAGUAAAGCGGGUUUGAAUCUGAGGGUGAAAGCGAGGGGAGGAACACCGAAGUUCAAAGGGACGCAGAUGAGGGAAAAGCAGCUGACGGAGAUGAUAGAGCAGAAGGUGAUAGAAGCGAAGGAGGUAUGCGAAGGAGACAGAACCUCAGACGAGUGCAAAGUGGCGUGGGAUGAGGUAGAGGAGGUGAGCGAGGCCAAAGCCAAUUUCAGGCUCAAGUUGGAGAAACGGGAUCCUCUCGAGUAUUUCUGCCAGGACAAUCCUGAAACCGACGAGUGUCGCAUCUACGAAGAUUAAAUUUACAAUCCUGAAACCGACGAGUGUUGCAUCUACGAAGGAUUAGCUUUAACUAUUAGUACACCGUUGAUGAUGUAAUGUAGUUUUUCUAAGCAUUUUGUUAGUGCAUGCCUGUCAGUCUGUUUCCUUUUACAUUUACUGUAUUACACCCCCUAUUGGUAAAUUAAAUUUCAUGUUGUUAAAAACGUCUGUUAAUGACUAUUAUUGAUUUCAUAGAGUAUCAGCUAAAAGCCUAAA